UCUAGGGCCACUGAGGUAGUAAAAGCUAUCAUACAGGGUCUCAAUGGUAAGGUUGACAAACUCGCCACAGCUGUGGUAGCUAAAGUUGAACAGGCUCUCCAACCUCUAGCUCAACCUCAAGAUCAAGGUAAUGUCACAGUUAAUCUCACCACUAACAUCAGUGGAGUCCUCAAAACAGAUAAUGGUCUCCAAGGUCAAGUCCAAAGCGUCAAAGAAGCUCUCGAAUCACAUCUUAGUAUCACUCCUGGUAAUGGUGUUGCUCAAGCUGUGGUCACUGAAGCCCUCGAAACCCUCACUGAUCCUGCUAAAAAACAAGCUGCCGUCGACAUAGUCAAAGGAGCUCUCGGUGGUACCACUGCCAAUGAUACCGCCAAAGUAGAGGACACUGAUCUUCAAGGACCGGCCACAGAAGCUCUCAAAACUGUCAAACUCCAAAAUCAGGCAGGUGCAGUCAAAACUAAUCUCAAAUCUGGUGGUAGUGGUAAAACCCAAAUAAAUAUCGGCGAUUCAAUCACUCAAGCCCUCACAAAACUUGAACAAAAUAAACCUGGUACUACUACUGGUGAAAAAGAACCCAAACCUGAGGCCGUCCAAGAUGUCCAAUCCGCUCUCUCUCAAGGUACUGCCAAAACCCAAUUCACAAGUCUAUGGCACAUUAAGGGCACUGAUGGCUACAGUAGUCUAGAUAGUGCCCAUUGGUACAUUAUGUUUCCAUUUCUUAUGGUCCUGAUUGGUAUGGGUCUAGUCUACUGCAUAUAUCCAGCCAUAGCUCCUGGAAUGAUUGUUCCAUUUUACCUCGUGGAUAAGAUUGAGAUGGUUCUGUUGAUAGCCACCAUAUUUCCAGCUCUGUAUGUGGCAAUUGCCAGAAGUGGUAAACUGAUACCAGGUUUUGGUGGUUUCUUCAAUCCCGUGUCUCCUACAUGUAAUUGGGGAGCCAAAAAUGAACUACCCUGGAUACCUGGAGUACCAUUAGGCCAAGGAUACCACUGGCACCUAACUGACCUAGUGAUUCCUACCAUGAUCAUUUUAGCCUAUUUAUUUAUUUACUCACUGCAUUACAGAGACUCAUCAGUUGCCAGAUCAAUCAUCAACCAACCCAAAAUGUCUACAUGUCUAACCAUUCUAUUCUAUAUGUGUCAUGAGAUCUCAUUGGCUGUAGGAUUUCCAGGUAUCUUUGGUGGUAAUGGAGGUGGUAGCAUCCUAGCCCUUACGGCUCAGCUGAUAGGUGCAUUUCUGAUGUGUCUGUUAGCUCCAUAUUCUGAAGGUUACAUUAUUGAGUAUAAGAGACAUGAUCCUAGCAAUUGGCCUACAGCAGGAAUGACUAGGUGGAAUGCCCUUAGGUACUGGACCAAAAUGGCCUCCAAGAACUGCAAUAAGAACCUAGCAGCAUUGUUCACCAAAGACCUGAGAAGAGACCUGUUACUAUGCAUAGAAAGAAAUGAGCUAAUCUAA
Molecule: messenger RNA, 1452 nt
Organism: Theileria parva strain Muguga
Lineage: Eukaryota; Apicomplexa; Aconoidasida; Piroplasmida; Theileriidae
Exons: 1
Coding region: 706-1452 (248 amino acids)
Source: RefSeq, a predicted model, not a curated record